AUGGAAACAGGAUUGAUGGAACUCUUGAAAUACAACAAUCAGCAUCACUAUGACUCAGACAAGGACGAAGUCGACUCCAUAGAUGGAGAUGGCUCAGACGGUUCCACUCCGUCGCCUGUAACGCUCAAGCCAGCGAAGAGAGAAAAGAGCGGGAAACCGGCUCGGAAAUCGCCUAUUUCUCCAGAGAAGGUGCUAUCAACUGAUGAGUCUGACUCGGAAGAUUCCGACUCAAUCGGCGACCCGGUUGAGCUCGGCCGAGUAGACCAAGAAGAAGAAGGAUCAGACGCGAUGGACAGCGAAGGCGAGACUGAAGAUGACGAUGGGGCCUCGAAUCACAAUUUCGAUGAUAAUGAGAACGAGUCGUUCCGGCAACCAUCCGUCGACCUUGAUCGUAUCGCUUGCACCGAUGACUGUCGACACCAGUUUCGAGCCGCCUUUGGUACCCUCGAACAGCAGGUAUCUGAUCUCCAGGAUCAGAUUCGCUCUCUGACUCUCCAAAGUGGCGAGAAGGAUCGACAGAUCGAGGGGAAGAAUAAAGAGAUCGAGAGACUCAGAGGAAAGCCCGUACACCGGCAGCGAAAGACGAAAAGGACGUGGCCCCAUGAACUUCGGCGGCUUCAGGCAAACGAUCCGGAAGCGAUGGAUUACAAGAAGAUCUACAACCUCUGCUGUAAAGAGGAGAACAUGAGCUCUCGGGUGGACCUGAUCCAUCCUAAUCUACGACUGCGCCACCCGACAGCCAGAGACGUUCAGAAAGAGAUCGAAACGGAGAUUUCAACAGCACAGCUCGAUAUUGAAUCGGAUGACGGAAACAAAUCAGACACGACAGUAGUCCGAGCUCGCAGCCUAUCCAACGCAUCGGAGGAGUUGUUCGUUCGGGACAGUGAGCCCCCUGAAGGCAUUGCGUCAUUGUCCACAGAAAAGGAAGCUGAGAGUCCAUCGACGAUGAGCGGUUUCCCCUUCAAAAAGCUGCCAUCUGAAGUUCGAGCCAAGAUUCUCACGUUCGUUUUCGUUCAAGACCACAAACUCAUGCACUGCAUCUCUCGUCUCGACCCCUUCUUGGCUCCAGAAGAACCAGUCCAGCCAAGUUCAAGGAGAACCGGCCUCUUGAAUCGAUUUCACGUGUCUGGUUCUUCGUGCAGUGUUACGUACGCCAUCAAGCCUAACGAGCAUCUUGCUCUAUUCUUGGUAUGCAAGGAAUGGUACUUCCUCGGUGCGCAUGCAUUUUACGGUCUCAACACCUUCGCAUUCUCAAGCAUCGGAGAGUUUGCCCGCUUCUUUCGCGGUAUCGGCAAAGCUCGUAGCCAGAGAAUCCAACACGUCGAAUUGCUGUGGAUUGGCAAUCAAUACAGAACCUUACCAUUUCAGCUGGAGGGCAACAAGAAGAAAUACACGUCUCGACGGACUUGGGAUUCUUCGUUGCUGUGUGAUUUACCGCGACUGAAAAGCCUCACGGUACACAUCAACGAGACGGGCAGCCAAUACAUCCGCCGCAAGCAUGAGCCCUCAACUGUCAAAGAUUUCAUGGCGUCCAAGACCGCUGGCCAGCCCAAUUUCCGCUUUGCAAGAUCCCUAAGGACUCUGCAAGGACUUGACUACAUUCACCAGCUUCGAGGCAUGCAAGUCAUCCGGUUUCUGGACUUCGAGAAACAUCUCAAGCUCGGGGGCCGCCACGACAUCCGUGAUUGGACCUUUGGUAGAGACGUCGAGACAGUGACUACUCUUCCUAAGCCCCAUGCUGUCUCACAGGCCGCAGAGCUGCGGAAUCUGAAACCAAUUUCGCGGGGAUUUGUAGCUGAAGAAGGUCACUGGAAAAUGAUCGAAGAGCUCUACAACACAAGUUCUGCGUUCGACACAGAAGGCUACCAAAUACCUGAGACUCGUUACGCCAGAGCUUGCCUACCUAGCACAGAGCACAGCUCGGGGAACACUGCUGAAGUCUCCGAACACAAAACCGUCAUUCGAUCUCAGCAGACAGCCAGGCAAAAACGCAAUGAUGCUUCUGACACGGAAAGCACAAGAACCUUGAGCGACGCCGACUCAACUUCAAGAGCUACGGCUACGAACUCUCGGUCUAUCACGACUGACUCACGGUUUUCUCGCGAUGCUAGCGAACUUUCAUCCGCCGGAUCGAACGUUGGCAAUCCUAUUGAUAUUGACAGCUUCGAGCCGAGGAGGAGACUGCGCGAGAACUCCACGGCAAGUACUGGUCUUUUUGUACGGCAGGAAUCCUUUGACGGCCGCUCUGUCGAGAACCGUCAGCAAGUCUCGAUACAAGCGGGCUCUUCCUCCCAUCGUACUCGCCGCCCCAACGCGGUCCUGCUUAUCCCAGAGUACAAGCUCUAG
Colletotrichum siamense is the source of this 2346-nucleotide messenger RNA. RefSeq lists its product as uncharacterized. The coding region runs from base 1 to 2346 and encodes 781 amino acids. The record is from RefSeq and is a predicted model, not a curated record. Lineage: Eukaryota; Fungi; Ascomycota; Sordariomycetes; Glomerellales; Glomerellaceae. The transcript has 3 exons.